AUGAAUAAAUUUAAUUUGAGCAACCCUGUAAAGGCUCAAAAGCAUUUAGAAGAUGCUGUAAGUGCACUGAAGGAACUUGUUAACAUCAAGAAGUGUCCAGAAGAUUUAUUAUUUAAUAAAAAUUCUCAGUUUAUUACUUUGAUUAUUUCUCUGUCUAAUACUCCAGAAUUUGUUAAAAGUAAGCAUGUUGCGAUAAAGAUCCCAAAUUCACUAUACAAACACCCAGAAAACGAAGUUUGUUUAUUUGUCAAAGAUCCACAGAGAAAAUGGAAAGAAUUGAUCAACUCUUCUAACGUUGAACUCAAAGUCAUUUCAAAAGUUAUUAGUGUUAGCAAACUUUCUAAGAAAUAUAGUACAUAUAAGGAUAGACGAGAACUUUGUUCAGGAUAUGACCUAUUUUUAUCGGACGACCGUAUAAUAGAAAAGAUGCCUAAAUUAUUAGGUUCAUUUUUUAUUAAAGCAAAUAAAAUGCCAAUUGCAUUGAAAAUCAGGGAAUCAAAUUUCAAGAAUUCACUAGAAUCUGCGCUAUCUUCGACAUUUAUGAGUAUAAAGAAAGGAAAAUGUGUUGGCAUUCGUGUUGCAAGAGUUGAUAUGGACACCAAACAAAUUGUCCAGAAUAUAAUAGAGACAAUAAAACAAGUAUACGAUUUUUUUGAAGGUGAAAAUAAAAAUAAGAAUUGGAAAAAUAGUAUAGAAAGCUUAUAUAUACAGUCUACAAAUACAAUGUCUUUACCUAUUUGGUUUAGGAAGAAGCCAUAG
This is a messenger RNA of Cryptosporidium ubiquitum, 759 nucleotides long. RefSeq lists its product as uncharacterized. The coding region runs from base 1 to 759 and encodes 252 amino acids. Gene Ontology annotation, cellular component: 90S preribosome. Lineage: Eukaryota; Apicomplexa; Conoidasida; Eucoccidiorida; Cryptosporidiidae. The record is from RefSeq and is a predicted model, not a curated record. The transcript has a single exon.